Molecule: messenger RNA, 1175 nt
Organism: Westerdykella ornata
Lineage: Eukaryota; Fungi; Ascomycota; Dothideomycetes; Pleosporales; Sporormiaceae
Exons: 1
Coding region: 332-1144 (270 amino acids)
Source: RefSeq, a predicted model, not a curated record
GAUAGUCACGUGGGCCUUGCCAAGUGCUUAUAUUUCUCUUUGCGACCGGGCUGCGCCUCGUCAUCCGACCGCCAUUGCCAGUCCCUUUUGGGCUCCGCUCGCUCGUCUGCCACUCUUUCGAUCAUCUUCUUCCUCUUCACUCGUUGUUCCACUCGCUCCCACGCGCUCUGUACCACCAACCGGUGCAGUACUACCGUUUACCAUCGUACCGCAUCAAUCUCAAAGACACCUUCUGUGAAACAGCCGCCUGCAAACCGAGAACCCCGUUAUAUUCGCGCCGCCCUCUCCGCCGAAACCCGGUGCACAGGAAAACCUUUCUUCCACAUCCACCAUGCUCAGUACAAUGCGGCGAUCAUGGCUUGUGUUCGCGCUCUUCGCGCUUAUCGCCGUCACGCACGCUCUUAACCUCGACAGCCUUCACGUCGACGGCAUCGAGGAGUAUCUACAUCAUGGGAAGAGGCAACGGCCAACUGGCACUGGAAACGAGAGUGUACCCCCGGAGACCUCAACUCCUCCCCCGCCUCCGUCCUCGACUCCUACUCCGCCUCCUUCCAGCGACGAGCCCUCGACUACUCAGGACCCGCCGCCAUCGUCCACACCCGCUCCUCCUCCUCCCACGUCCCCGACGCCAAACACAACGCCUACUACCACUCCUCCCUCCUCGAAAACAAGGGUCACGACUCCCAUCGUCAGGAGCACGCCCCUUGUAUCAACUGAUGUCCAGGAGUACAUAACCAUUUACACCACCGUCAGCGAUGGCCGCACCUUCCAAACGAGCGCGACCACAAGAUCGACCAACAUAAUCACCACAGGCCAAGCCUUGUCCACGGAAAUGCCCCUUCCACAGAACGGUGACGGCAACAGCGGCGGCGGUGGCCUCAGCGAGAGCAACAAGAAGAUCAUCGGCGGUGUUGUUGGUGGCGUCGGCGGCGCAAUUCUCCUCGGUGGCAUCGCCAUCGUCCUCUUGCGCGUCUAUGGCCGCAAGAAUCGCGUCAGCGAAGACGACGAUGAUCUCGCGGCUGGCACCGGCGCCGCCCUGGGUGACAAGCCGCACUCGUCAAGCACGGGGAAUUCGCCGUUCCAGUCAAACCUUGAGCAAUAUCACAAUCCCGGAGGACGCCCUAAUGCGGCAGCAAACUUCUAAACUCGCCUUGAUUGGAUCUGUAUAUACGAAG